This is a messenger RNA of Lineus longissimus, 3383 nucleotides long. RefSeq names its product H(+)/Cl(-) exchange transporter 6-like. Bases 175 to 2592 code for a protein of 805 amino acids. The transcript is spliced from 21 exons. Gene Ontology annotation, molecular function: voltage-gated chloride channel activity. Gene Ontology annotation, biological process: transmembrane transport; chloride transport. Gene Ontology annotation, cellular component: lysosomal membrane; intracellular membrane-bounded organelle. The record is from RefSeq and is a predicted model, not a curated record. NCBI's taxonomy places the organism in Eukaryota, Metazoa, Nemertea, Pilidiophora, Heteronemertea, Lineidae.
UGCUGCCCUUGUUGUAUCCCUAGCAGACGACGAUUUUAUGAAAGUUUGGGGGAGAGAGGGGGAAAUGAUCAGCAGACAGAGGAUGGACAACAUGGCAAUGUACAUAGUAUUAUCCCACAGAAGGAUUUUGAGAGCCUUGACUAUGACCAGUGCCACAACGAACCUUUCAAUGAAAUGGCCAACGAAGUCUAUCAAAGCAAGUGGUCAUAUAAUAAAGUCGGCUUGGUGAAAUGGGUCCUGACAUUUUUUGUUGGGUUCUUGACAGCAAUGGUGGCGUUAUUUAUAGAUUCCAUCGUGAAGCUGCUGACUGAAUGGAAGUUCUCCACCGUUGAUGAAAGUAUCCAGCAGUGUUCCAAGGAUGGUUGUCUGGUGCUCUCUCUCUUGCUGCUGUUGGCCUUCAACGUGAUAUUUGUUGCCAUAUCUGCAAUAUUUGUUGCCAUAGAACCAAAUGCUGGAGGCUCUGGCAUACCAGAGGUCAAGUGCUACCUCAACGGUGUGAAGGUGCCAAUGGUGGUGCGGCUGAAGACCCUUGUCUGUAAGGCUGUGGGAGUCCUGUUCAGUGUGUCGGGAGGUUUAUUUGUUGGGAAGGAAGGUCCAAUGAUCCAUAGUGGUGCUGUAGUAGGAGCUGGUUUACCACAGUUCCAAAGUAUUUCAUGUCAAAAAGUUGAUUUUAAAUAUGCCGUGUUUCGUAGUGAUCGAGACAAACGUGACUUCGUCUCUGGAGGAGCUGCUGCUGGUGUGGCAGCUGCAUUUGGUGCUCCCAUAGGUGGUGUUCUGUUCAGUCUGGAGGAAGGAUCAUCUUUCUGGAAUCAGAAGUUAACAUGGCGAACGUUUUUCUGCUCAAUGUCUGCUUCCUUCUCACUGAAUUUCUUCCUCUCCGGGAUGUCAAAAAUAGAUGGCAAAGAACAGUGGGGCUACUUCUAUCUACCUGGUCUCAUUAACUUUGGAGUUUUUAGUUGUCCUGAAGACCAACCAAACUGCCGUCUCUGGAGUGGAUGGGACCUGCUCAUAUUCCUGCUCAUGGGCAUCAUCGGAGGACUGCUUGGUGCCCUCUUCAAUCAGAUCAACAAACUACUUACUGUCUAUCGUCUCAAAUAUGUUACAAGGAAACCAAAAGUUUUCAAUAUCCUUGAAGCCAUUUUGAUAGCUGCCACGACAACCACAGUAGCAUUCAUGGCUGCCAUGUGCCUGGGACAGUGCAAGAAGUUAGCUGAGCACCAAGCCAAUGCCACGGUACGUACUUACUUCUGUGAUAAAGGCGAGUACAAUGACAUGGCCACGCUAUUCUUCAAUCCGUCCGAGGCUGCCAUCAAGCAACUCUUUCAUUUAGAGGGCAACUUCAGUCUUCCAUCGUUGGCAAUCUUCUUCAUCUGCUUCUUCUUCCUGGCCUGUUGGACGUACGGGUGCGGUGUCCCAAGUGGUCUAUUUGUUCCUGCCUUGCUCUGCGGUGCCUCAUAUGGGCGAUUCGUGUCAACCAUCUUGUAUGAGUUUCUUGGUUACCAACAUGGCUCCUCGGGGACUUUCGCCUUGAUAGGUGCAGCGGCUUUUCUUGGCGGCAUCGUGCGGAUGACGAUUAGCCUCAAUGUGAUAUUAAUCGAGGCGACCAAUGAGAUCUCACUUGGCCUUCCGCUCAUGAUUGUUCUUCUGGUUGCCAAAUGGGUGGGAGACUUUUUCAAUGAGGGUAUUUAUGACAUACACAUUGAGCUGAAGGGUGUCCCUCUCCUCGGCUGGGAGCCGCCAUUUGGUGUUCACAAAUUACGAGCCAAAGACAUCAUGGACACAGACAUCAUGUACAUGUACCCUCACAGUCGCGUCGGCUCAAUUAUCCAGAUGUUACGCACAACUUCCCACAAUGCAUUUCCUGUGGUGACUUUGGAAAAGAGUCAUAAGGCGGACAAUAUCAAGCGACUUGGUCGUGGACGUUUGGAUCAUAACAUUAAAUACAGGAUCCAGAGUCUGGUGACGAGGGAGGGAGAGCAUCGAAGGCGAUUAAUCAGCCUUUCUCCAUCCACCCGUGUUCUAGAACUGACUGCAACUGCCUCAAGUGAGGAAAGCGGAGAGCGCAGGGGUCGGGUCAUGUCUGAUCCACACUUGUCCCAAAGGAUAAAAAGUGAUCCCUACGAACCUGAGGAGUCAGACGACCACUUCCAACCUCUCCGAUUCCAUGGUAUCAUCCUGCGAUCACAGCUCACUGUGCUCAUUGAGAAAGGAGUGUGUUACAGUGAGACUGAGCCGGAGACGCACCAACCGAAGGUGAACUAUGAGGAGAUGAUGGGAAAGUACCCGCGUUUUCCAGACAUCUUUGAUCUCAAUGUCACAGAUGAGGAGAAAGCAAAGAUCAUGGAUGUGACUCCGUACAUGAAUCCUUGCCCGUACAACGUGCUUCCAGAAACUCCCAUGAUGCAAGUCUUCCAUUUGUUUCGAAGUAUGGGAUUACGCCAUCUCCCCGUUGUCAACAGUCGUGGUGAAAUUGUUGGGAUUUUAACGAGACAUAACCUGACCCUGGAAGCCCUGGAGGAAAAGAUUGUGGAAGUAGACGCCAAGGCCAACCUGCUUAGCAGUAAUACAGAUGACUAUACCACCACGGCGUAGACUCAUCAAUGAGAAGAUGAGUGUGGCACCCCUGAUCGUUCAACCAGAUGACAAAGAACCUCCACAGCAACAGAAGAGACCACUUUUGCACGACGUUUAAGCUUGAUCAUCAGGGCCCUAGAUGGACUUUUUACCCUAUGACUCUUGAGGAAAGCCAAGCUUAACGAGUGAAGCUGAAGACAAAUGUUCGCAUUUAGUUCAUUGAUAAGAAAAAGAGCUCACCUUAUUCUAAAGGAGUUUAUAGGAUGUUUAAAGGAAGUUACAUCACUUGAAUUUAACUAGGUGCUAGCUCUAUGCUUGGGACUUUGCCAAAGCACACUAGAUUGCUAGUGUUUAGGUGCUGGAGCACACAAGAUUGCUAGUGCUUAGUUGCUGGAGCACACUAGAUUGCUAGUGUUUAGUUGCUGGAGCACACUAGAUUGCUAGUGCUUAGUUGCUGGAGCACACUAGAUUGCUAGUGCUUAGGUGCUGGAGCACACUCGAUUGCUAGUGCACAUGUAGAUGCUUAGGACUUGCUAAUGUGUAUCAAUGAGUAAUAUGUAAUUUGCUGAGAGUGAAAGGCGCAGCAGAAUCUGAUGGACAUAAAAUAGAUUAAAGAUGUUGACACAACUACUGCUUUGUUAUAAUCAUCAGUGCCGCCAUACAGUGGAAACAAAACAUCUUCAGCUUACUAAGAAAAAUAGUUAUUUUGGAUGAUUUACUAACUUAAGUAGUUAAAAAAGUAGUAAAAAAUUGUUAUUUUGGAUGAUUUUUGCUAGUAAAUAAACGUCUCAUUUUCAGUAUUGUCCGCA